CCGUUGGUCUAUCCCACUCCGGGCCGGGCGGGCUGGGUUGAGUGAGCGGCUCGGACCAUUGCUCGCGGCGGGCGGGGGGGGCGCGGGCGAGGCGGAGGAGGAAGGAGCCGGCGAAGGAGGCGGGGGGGCGGUUUAAAGGGACAAGAGCCGUGCGGGCGCCGGCGGGGGAAGCCGGAGCGGCGGCGGGCGGGGACUCGCCCCCUUCCCCACACACGCCCGCUCUCACCGCGGCCGGGGUCGUCGCCGCCAGCGCCCCCAUCCCCUCCCUUCCCCUCCGCCCGCCGCUUCCACAGCGGCCUCUAUGAGGUAGAAGGGAGCGGCGGCCACUCCGGGGGCGGCAGCGGCCGCUACAGCCGCCGCCUCCUCCUUCUCCUCGCCUCAGAGCGCCCCAUCUUUGUGUGUGCGGGAGAAGGGCGGGAGGGAGUGCGCGCUGCCCGCCCGCCGCGCUUUGUUCGGAGCCGGGGGGCCGUGGCGGAGCCCCGGCUCUAUGUGCCAGCGGCUCCCCGGCGGCGGCGGCGUGAGGGGCCGGAGCCCCUGAGGGCGGGGGGGCCCCGGCCCGUGUCGGUGCUGCGGGGCGGGGGAAGGGGCCGGCUCGCUGCCCGCCGGCCCGGCCCGUGUGCGGGCGGAUUGAUGUGGGGGGGUCUGACAUGAGUCCGCCGGCGGCCGGGUGCUGCCAUGUGACCGGCUUCAAGGUGGAGAACUGGAAGCAGAACCUGCGGGCGAUUUACCAGUGCUUCGUGUGGAGCGGCUCGGCCGAGACCAGGAAGCGCAAGGCAAAGUCGUGCAUUUGUCAUAUGUGUGGUGCCCACCUGAACAGACUCCACUCUUGCCUCUACUGUGUCUUCUUUGGCUGUUUCACAAAGAAACAUAUUCACGAGCACGCCAAGACAAAGCGACACAAUUUAGCCAUAGACCUUUUGUAUGGGGGUAUAUACUGCUUUAUGUGUCAAGAUUACAUAUACGACAAAGACAUGGAACAAAUUGCCAAAGAAGAACAACGAAAAGCUUGGAAAUUACAAGGCAUUGGAGAGAAGUAUUCAACAUGGGAGCCGACCAAGAGAGAGUUAGAAUUGCUACGGCACAACCCCAAGCGAAGAAAAAUAACCACAAACUGCACCAUAGGUCUACGAGGGCUAAUCAAUCUUGGGAACACAUGUUUUAUGAACUGUAUUGUCCAGGCACUUACCCACACUCCACUGCUGCGAGAUUUCUUCCUCUCCGACAGGCACAAAUGUGAAAUGCAAAGCCCCAGCUCAUGUCUGGUCUGUGAAAUGUCUACGCUCUUUCAGGAGUUUUACUCUGGGCACCGAUCUCCUCACAUUCCAUAUAGGUUAUUGCACCUGGUAUGGACUCACGCACGGCAUUUAGCAGGGUACGAGCAACAAGAUGCACACGAGUUCCUCAUUGCUGCAUUAGAUGUGCUACACAGACACUGCAAAGGUGAUGAUAAUGGGAAGAAGGCCAACAACCCCAACCACUGUAACUGCAUCAUAGACCAAAUCUUCACAGGCGGACUGCAGUCGGAUGUUACCUGUCAAGUCUGCCAUGGCGUUUCCACGACGAUAGACCCGUUCUGGGACAUCAGUUUGGAUCUGCCAGGCUCCUCCACCCCCUUCUGGCCGCUGAGUCCGGGCAGCGAUGGCAGCGUGGUCAACGGGGAAAGCCACGUGUCGGGCACCACCACCCUCACAGACUGCUUGAGAAGGUUUACAAGGCCAGAACAUCUAGGAAGCAGUGCCAAAAUCAAAUGUAGUGGUUGCCAUAGCUACCAAGAAUCUACCAAACAACUCACUAUGAAGAAGUUACCCAUUGUGGCCUGUUUUCAUCUCAAACGGUUUGAACACUCAGCCAAACUGAGGCGGAAGAUCACUACGUAUGUCUCGUUUCCACUGGAGCUGGACAUGACACCUUUCAUGGCUUCCAGUAAAGAGAGCAGAAUGAACGGGCAGUACCAGCAGCCGACGGAUAGUCUAAACAAUGAUAAUAAGUAUUCCUUGUUUGCAGUAGUUAAUCACCAGGGAACCUUGGAGAGUGGGCACUAUACCAGCUUCAUCAGGCAGCACAAGGACCAGUGGUUCAAGUGUGAUGAUGCCAUUAUCACCAAGGCAAGCAUUAAGGAUGUGCUAGACAGUGAAGGAUAUUUGCUGUUCUAUCACAAACAGUUCCUGGAGUAUGAAUAGCCUUAUCCAGCAGCUUGUCAGAUGUAAACAAGGAAGAAACAACUCAAGCCUUCUGAAUCGACACACAAACCUACCUGAAAUGAAAAGACCCAUUACAAACCAACUCGCACUGAGCUGUAACAGGACCUACUUGACACUGACUCACAGCCUGGAGAGUGAGAAAUGAACAAUGUCCAACGUGUGUGCAGUCCCACGAGGACAGAAAGGGGGAAAAGAGGCUGCAGUCAGUCACUUAACAGAGGAAAUAUAAAAUGAAAGGAAUGCUCUGGGUGGGGGAAAUGGGAGCAGAGGAGUCCGGGCACUGGUACAUCUCCCGUGUUCCUCCAAAAAUGUGUGUGGGAAGGCAAAGGAUUCUACCCUCAUCUCCAUAAAGCAUCUUCUCCAUUUGGUGCUUCAGCUCCAACGACCAAUCAUAUAACAGUUAAAAUUAAAAAUCCAAACCCAUUUUUUUAUGCAUAUGGGUCUGAAAGCAGUAGAGUGGAGGAGGAGGGGAUGAGACAACUAAAGGACUUUGCAAGUAUCUUUUUAUUUGUGAAUUUUAGUUAUUAAAUAAAUACAGUAUGAAACUA
Messenger RNA from Agelaius phoeniceus (red-winged blackbird), 2749 nucleotides. It is a transcript of the gene USP22, whose product is annotated as ubiquitin specific peptidase 22. The record is from RefSeq and is a predicted model, not a curated record. Gene Ontology annotation, molecular function: cysteine-type deubiquitinase activity; zinc ion binding. Lineage: Eukaryota; Metazoa; Chordata; Aves; Passeriformes; Icteridae. Gene Ontology annotation, biological process: protein deubiquitination.